AUGAAAAAAAUUAUUCCAGAGAAAGCGUGGAAGUUGAACGGGGUCUACUUUGUGCAAAAGAAUGGCCCUGUUCAGAUCCUUAGCAUUCCGAUAAGAUUAAAUAGUCAAAAAAGCGUGGCCAUACGGUCGAAGUUGACAAUGCUCGAUGUGACUGUUGACAUGAUUACGUUAUUGGAUUCGAACGUUAAUUCACGGUCGCUUGGUCGUGGUAUGUUGAAAUUUUGGGCAUUAACAUAUUUGGACCGUAGACAUUGUUCCCCCUCGGGAAACUCAGUGAGCUGA
Sungouiella intermedia is the source of this 282-nucleotide messenger RNA. The record is from the annotation of a GenBank genome assembly. Lineage: Eukaryota; Fungi; Ascomycota; Pichiomycetes; Serinales; Metschnikowiaceae.